CCGAGCUGCAGACUGAGUGUUGUUCUCCGAGAGGUCGGCCUCUCUCACGUUAGCAAAUCUAUUUGGCUCCUUUGAGGCUUGAACAAACAGUAGCACCUUCACCACAGCACCCACUUUACACUUUCCAUGGUAUACAGUGUGGGUGGGCUGCCCCACCGCCUUUUUUUAAAGAGAGGACUGGUUAGUUGAGGUGUGUCCUGGCUUAACCAUUAACCUCAGGGCUUAUCCAAUGACGUUCCUCUGCUGAUCUCCUCAAAUCACUAAUGUAUGGGAGUUUCCAUCAAGCCUUUUGCACCAUUUGAUUAUUUUGCUUCUUGUUCUCUGGGGAAAUGUUGGAAAAGAUCUUAGUCCUGCUUUGUUUGCCAUCUGCUUUGGCACAACAGCUCUGUACACCAGGUGCUUCUGAUGGCUACAAAGUCAGACUCAGCAUCAUAACUGCUCUGGGAGAUCAAGCUUAUGUUUGGAACGAGAACGAAAUGUUCCUGUUCCGAGCAACUCUGGCUUUUGCCAUGAGGACUCACUUCAACGGCCAGACAUAUAAUGUGUCAAACAUCGUUGUGUGUGAUGAGACGCCCAGAGUGUCCUUCUGGUUCGUGGUGACGUCACCGCUGGACACUUCACAGCUCGUUAGCAGAGAAGAUGUGGAGGAGGCUGUCAGAAAGUCCAGGAACCGCAUCAACAGUGCCUUUCUGCUAACUGAUAAAACUCUGGAGUUCAUCGGCAUCGCUCCCACCCUGGCAGCACCAGUCUACCCUGACCCCCCCCCGUGGCUCAUUGUGUUUGGGGUGAUCAUGGGUGCUGUGGGUGCUGGCAUCAUCAUUCUGCUUGUGACCUCUGUGCUCCAAAAGAAACGCAAAAAGAACGAGAAAAGUGAAGAUGAGGAUGAUGAAGAAGAUACACGGGUGAAAACGGUGGAAAAUGGCACUGCGAGUGACGGUGUUUACAACAUGUCAUUCUCAGACGAUGAGCGAUUCACAAAGAUGUAAAACUAUCGAAACACUUCCAUGUAAGCAAAAAAUGACUAAGCUGCUCCAGGUUGUUACACUGUGAUAUUCAAUGAGCAAAAUCAUUUUAAAGUUGUAAUUUCUUAAGCAUAUGUCAUUUAACCCUUCUGUUGUCCUCGGGUCAAAUUUGAGCCGUUUUCAAAAGGUUUCUAUGUCAGAAAUAUGGGUUUCUUUUUAACCAAAUUGCCAAUAACGUGGAUGUUCCAUACAGCCCUCUUCACGAGUAAAAUAAAUGAUCAGGUCACUACUUUCAUUGAAUUUGUUUGUUAUAAUAGCAUUUGAAGAGAAAUUGAUAAAAGAACGUUAAAAACUCUUUUUUUUUUUUAUUCUGACCCAGAAAAACUAAAAGUUGCAUAGUUGACGGGAAGACAACACAAGGGUUAAAUCAUUUAAUAUUUUCUUUUUUUUCUUUUCUUUCUUUAAGUGAGGAAAUUUGCUAAACAUUUCAUUAUCUGCUGCCUUAAAAAGAAACAAGCACUUGUAAUUUUUAAUGCUUUUGAUUUUCCAAAUAAAUGUGUACAUGUUCUGCUUGGGGAUGAUCAAUUGAAUAUCUGUGUGAGGUGUGUGUGUGUGUGUGUGUGUGUGUGUGUGUGUGUGUGUGUGUGUGUGUGUAGGGAUGUUUUGCAAAAGCCUACAUCUGUGAUCUGCUCUUUGGAAAUAAAUCUGGUGACUGUACUAAUUUACCCAAACGUA
Messenger RNA from Perca flavescens (yellow perch), 1697 nucleotides. It is a transcript of the gene cltrn, whose product is annotated as collectrin, amino acid transport regulator. Gene Ontology annotation, biological process: positive regulation of amino acid transport. Gene Ontology annotation, cellular component: extracellular exosome; plasma membrane. The record is from RefSeq and is a predicted model, not a curated record. NCBI's taxonomy places the organism in Eukaryota, Metazoa, Chordata, Actinopteri, Perciformes, Percidae. The coding region runs from base 330 to 986 and encodes 218 amino acids. The transcript has 6 exons.